AGUCUACCGCGUUCGCGGUGCUGCUUGCCAUAGGAGCAAGAACGUCGAACUGUAUGUCACGGCCAGUGGUGUCGCGUCUUCGAAUGAAGCAAUCGUGUACCCUCAGUUCCUGGAAGGAAGGUCAGACAGCGGUGCAAGAAUAUUGAAACUCAACGAUGAACUCACUUUGCACCUUGAACAAAGGUCUGCGUUCGAUAACCACCUACUUAUAAGGACGAUGGGGGAAGAUAAUACAGUCAUCGAAAGGCUUGUGGAUACGGCAGAGAUCAACAACAAACUUUUCCAAGAUCAACAUCGCAUGGCUUCGGCAGUAAUCUCUGAAGAAGACGGACUCCAUGUGAAUGGCAUCAUCGGCGAUGAGCUACGCAUCCGCCCUCUGUUGACGAUGGAACGCACUGCAGAAGGCCACGUUCCUCAUGUACUCCACCGUGCGAAACCCUUGAGGUCUGAAUCUGCCACGCACGACUACGUUUUCAUGCCUCGCUCAGACGACUCCACUCAGCAGCAUGAUCGCAUCCUCAUUGAAGGACGCAGCAUCUCCAAAAUCGAGCCGGAAGUACAUGUAGUCAUGGACUCUUUGUACUACAAGAUGUUCAAUUCCAAUGAUAACGCCAUUUUUGCGUACUAUGGAGCCGUUCUUAAUUCCAUAAACCUCCGAUAUGAAACCAUCCGAGACCUGAAAGUGACUAUAAAGAUCACUGGCUUCACUUUCAAUAACAACACCGCGGAUGACAAGUACAUUUCAACUUUCCAAAAGUACCACUACCAGAGUCAUCUUAUCGAUAUGCACGCCACUUUGAAAGAUUUCACGUCGACUUACAGGACCGAACACUACGAGCUCUUUCAGAAAACGGACAUGUUGGCACUAGUCACGGGGAAGGAUAUGUGCUACAUGGAAAAGGGACUCGUGUAUUGUGCCCCCGGUGGAGUAGCUUAUGUAUCUGCCGCAUGCACAAGCUUCCGGACGUCCUUACUUGAAGACAAGCCGUGGUCGUACGAGGCUGUUCGCAACAUGGCGCACGAAUUAGCCCACAACUUGGGAUGCGUUCAUGAUGGCGAAGGUCGAGACGUCAGCAUCUCGAGCCACCCCGGUGCCAAGGCGUGCCCAUGGACGGAUGGUUACAUCAUGAGCUAUGUACAGAACAGCACCAACGAGUUCCGCUUCUCUAAUUGCUGUGCGAACCAGAUUAAGCAUGUCGCUCAGCUACCCACCCGUGGAUGUCUGCGCACGAACAACACGAAGUACGCAAUGCCAACAACAAAGUACCUGCCUGGUACAAAUGUGACUUUGGAUGAGCUGUGUAGGAAAGCGUUUCCCUACGGCACUAAGGGAUUCAUUUUCGACAGGAGUAUACCACGCCCAGGGUGUAAAGUACCGUGCCGGAGCCCCGCAUCUGUUAGGUCGGGAAGUUACACUUGGUGGGCGACCGGCCUGGACGGGACACCCUGUGGGAAGGUACAACAAGGUACUUACAACAAGAUAUGCAUACGCGGUGAAUGUGUAGAGCCACCCGCAACGACAAAGAAGUAGGACGAAAAGAAGAAAAAGGCGAAUACGGAAGAAACUAAGAACCUGAAGGCACCGAAGAAGUCGAAGAAGCUGUAGCAUUUAUAUAUUUGCUCGCAAUAAAAUUAGUUCGAUAACUUAUA
Molecule: messenger RNA, 1650 nt
Organism: Ornithodoros turicata
Lineage: Eukaryota; Metazoa; Arthropoda; Arachnida; Ixodida; Argasidae
Product: venom metalloproteinase antarease-like TserMP_B
Exons: 14
Coding region: 218-1531 (437 amino acids)
Biological process (GO): proteolysis
Molecular function (GO): metalloendopeptidase activity
Source: RefSeq, a predicted model, not a curated record